Haliaeetus leucocephalus (bald eagle) is the source of this 3129-nucleotide messenger RNA. It is a transcript of the gene CCDC9, whose product is annotated as coiled-coil domain containing 9. Gene Ontology annotation, cellular component: membrane. The transcript has 12 exons. Gene Ontology annotation, molecular function: G protein-coupled receptor activity. The record is from RefSeq and is a predicted model, not a curated record. Gene Ontology annotation, biological process: G protein-coupled receptor signaling pathway. Lineage: Eukaryota; Metazoa; Chordata; Aves; Accipitriformes; Accipitridae. Bases 1 to 3099 code for a protein of 1032 amino acids.
AUGGGUGUCAGUAUAGGUACCCGCUAUAGGUACGGCUAUAGGUACCGCUAUGGGUACGUCCGUAGAUCCCGCUAUAGGUCCCGGCCCAGGGCCGAGCCCCCGCCCCCCUCGCCGCGCGCCCUACCCGGCCCAGCCAAUCGCGAUGCGCCGUGGCGGUCAGAGCCGCAGCUGCCAUGGAGACAGCCGGGGGGCGGGGCGGCGUGGCGGGGGAAGAGACCACGCCCACACUGCGCCUCCAGCCCCGCCUACGGCGGGAGGGAACAGGAGAUCGAGGAAGAUCGGAAGAAAGCGGAGCAGGAGGGAAUCGCAGUGACGGCUUUGCGCCGCGUGAGGCCAGCUGAUGCCGAGCCAGAGAGGAGAUGGGUGGACAAGGAUCUCUCCGUCACUGUCCAGGUUAUGCUCUCCCCCGGGGAGAAGCGCGUGGUGAAGGACAAGAAGCUGUUGGGCACCCCGAAACCUGGCCGUGGCGCCACUCCCCGCAGCUCAGGGCGUGCCGGCUUGCGUCCUUCUGGCCGUUCCCUCCGGGGGGACCCCCCCGCUGAGCCAUUUUGGGAGGGUGCCGGGGGGAAUGGCGUGACCCUGCCGGAGCGCGGCAGACGGGGCCGGCGCUUGCGGGGCCGGGGGAUGGCCGGCGCAGUGAUGGGGGGUGAUGCCGGUCCUGACCGAAAGUCCAAGGAGUGGGAAGAGCGACGGCGUCAGAACAUUGAGAAGAUGAACGAGGAGAUGGAGAAGAUCGCGGAGUAUGAGAGGAACCAGCGGGACGGGCUUCACGAGAAGAAUCCUGUACGUAACUUCUUGGACGACCCCCGCCGCAGUGGCCCCUUCCAGGACACUGAUCGUAAGGAGGGGAGCCGGCGACAUGUCCGAAAUUGGGGGGGAGCUGAUUUCGACAAGGUCAAGGCAGGAAUGGAGCGUGAGAAGACCUGGCAGGGUCCCGGCCGCCGUUCCAGCCCAAAAACUGGGGGGCCACUGGACAUGACGCUCUCCAUGACGGGUCGGGAGCGAGCUGAAUACGUCCGCUGGAAGAAAGAACGGGAACAAAUCGAUCAGGAACGCCUGGCGCGGCACCGCAAACCCACUGGGCAGUGGCGGCGGGAAUGGGAUGCCGAGAAAUCAGACAGCAUGUUCAAGGAGGGCUCUGCAGCAGUGCCUGGCUCAGAAAUAAGCGGUGGGGAGGAAAACAAGCACCCUCCUCCCAAACCUCUCACUUUUGGGGAAUUCCUCACCCCGCAUUGCACCCAGCGGAGGAGAAAGGGCCGCGGACGUGGCCAGGGCACCGGGACCAAGCCCUACAGCAUGCAUGAUAACCGGUGGGAGGAGAAGGAGCUGCCGGUACCAGCCGAGGAAGCUGAGAGCCGGAAGGCGGAAGAAGCGCCGAGUGGGGCCCUCCCGGAGCCUCCCUGCCCCCUGAGCCCUGAGGAAGAUGAGGACCAGUGGGAGGACGUCAGUGAGGAGGAGGAAGAAGAAGAAGAGGAGGAGGAGGAGGAAGAAGGUGGCAGCACCAGCCCAGGAUCAUCGAGCGAGGACGAAGCACCCCGCAGUGCGUCCCCCAAAGCCCAGCGUCCCCCCAGAGCUGGCCAGGCUGUGGCUCCCAAACUGCGCGUGCCCCCCACCACUGUGGCACCCGUCCCAGAUGGGGGGGCUGGCACCCCCCUGAGCCCCUUCUCCCCCAUGGAAGGCCACCAGCCCGUCUCAGACUGGGGCGAGGAGAUGGAUCUGGCCUCUCCCCGCAGCAGUCUGGGGGACAGUCCCCUUUCAGGUCCCACUGCCCCCAAGUCGAGAGGGGAUUCCGGAGAGAUUCCAGGACUGAGCCCCGUGGAGCUGGCUGGGCCCCCCCAGGGGGUGCAGAGCCCUGCAGAGCCCCCCCAAGGGGAAGAAAUGAGGCCGAACAUGGAGCAAGAGGCUUCAGGGAAGCACGAGGAGGCGUCAGGGAGCCCGGCGGAGGAUAGAACGCAAGGAGACAUGGUGUUUCCCCGCCAGCCGGAUGUUGAGGUGGCCCCCGGCACGGUGGAGAUCACGGACUUUGAGCGGGUUGGGAGCUGGUGGAGGAUGGACUUCUCAAUGUUCAAUUAUACCUUCAAUUACUCCAACGGGGACUAUUCCAUGUAUGAUUUCGAUGGCUAUGAAGUCCCUCACAGCUACCGCGCCAUCCUCGUCCUCUACGCCCUCAUCUUCCUCCUGGGUGUCUUGGGCAACGGAGCUGUCAUCUGGGUGACCGGCUUUGAGCUGCGGCGCACGGUGAAUGGUGUCUGGUUCCUCAACCUUUCUGUGGCCGACCUCCUCUGCUGCCUGGCUCUGCCCUUCCUGGCCCUGCCGCUGGCCCGUGACCACCAUUGGCCAUUGGGUCACUUCGCCUGCAAGCUGCUGCCCUCCCUCACCAUCCUCAACAUGUUCGCCAGUGUCCUCCUCCUGAUGGCCAUCAGUGCCGACCGUUGUGCCCUGGUGACACAGCCGGUAUGGUGCCAAAACCACCGGACACUGGGGCUGGUCCGGGGCACUUGCGCAGCCGCCUGGUUCCUGGCAGGGCUCCUCACCCUUCCCUCCUUCAUCUUCCGCACCACCCGUUUGGACGACUUCUCCGACAAGACCACCUGCGUCCUGGACUAUGCGGCCGUGGGGCAUCACCAGCAAGUCACCGAGCUCGUUACGGCUGUCACCCGCUUCAUUUGCGGCUUCCUGGUGCCCUUUGUGGUGAUUACGGCUUGCUAUACCUUGCUGCUGGCCCGUGUCCACAGCAAGGGCUUUGCUCGCUCCCAGAAAGCCAUCAAGCUCAUCUUGGUGGUCAUCAUCAGCUUCUUUGUGUGCUGGCUGCCCUACCAUGUUGUGGGCUUGAUCCUGGCCUCCACCCCUCCUCACAGCGACUUGUUCAAGGGUGCCCUGACAGCUGACCCCAUCGUGACCGGCAUUGCCUACAUCAACAGCUGCAUCAACCCCAUCAUCUACGUCGUCAUGGGCCAGGACUUCAAGGACAAGUUCCAGCGUUCCUGGAGAGCUGUGCUGCGGGGUGUGCUGAGUGAUGACCCCACCAGCACCAUGGGGGACAGCAGGAUGAAGACCAAGUCCACCAUGGAUGACCACAGCGUCAGCACCAAUGUCUGACCAGGAAUGAGGUAGCUCUAGGGCUGGAAC